CCAAACUGACAUGAGUUGGAGGAAAUAUAGGCAUCCCCCCGAUCCUCACUACGCGUCUGCGCUACUCCCUCCGCCGCGUGUGCUUCAUUCUCUAUGCAGCGCUCAUGACACCUCACAAGAGAAAUCACUGAACAUCCAGAAGAGAAGGCUCUCUCUGCAGAACACAGCGGAGAUUCAGCAGUGUCUGGUGAACGCAGGUGAUGUAGGCUGUGGGAUGUUCGAGUGCUUCAACAACAACUCCUGCGAAAUCCGUGGACUACACGACAUCUGCAUGACGUUCCUCCACAACGCUGGCAAAUUUGACUCCCAGGGGAAAUCGUUCAUCAAAGAUGCGCUGAAAUGCAUGGCCCAUGGACUUCGCCACAAGUUCAGCUGCGUCAGCCGCAAGUGUCUGGCCGUGAAAGAGAUGGUGUUCCAGCUGCAGCGUGAGUGUUACGUCAAACACAACCUCUGCUCUGCCGUGAGGGAGAACGUCAAUGUCAUGGUGGAGAUGAUCCACUUCAAGGACCUGUUUCCUAAAGGGCCUCAUGUGGAGUUAGUAAACAUCCUGCUGGGAUGCGGCGAGGAGGUGCGCGUCGCCAUCGCCCACCGAAUACGAACUCAGUGCGAGCAGAACUGGGGAGCUCUGUGCGGGAGUCUGAGUCUCUGUGCCCUCGGAAAGGUGGAGAACCAGGCCGCUUCCACCCUCGCCCCUGUCCCAGACAUCACCACCCCCCCGGGAGCCAGCGGCAACUCUCUCCCCGUGAGCCCGCGUCUCCCUGAGGCCGACGGGGAAACGGUCUGGACACUCACAGAAGAUGAAAAUCAGUCGUCAGGUCCUCAAGACAACGACUCUGAUGCCGAAAAAGAGCUAAAGAGGUCUCUGAACGCCACCAAAAGGAGGUGAAGGGAAGCGGGUUCUCAGUGCCUUUAGCCCACACGUCCUAAAAGGCUCGUUCACUGCUCUUCUUCCCUGCCUCGCUCAAGGACAAAUAAGCUGCGGUCUCCAGUGCUUCUAUAAGAGCUCCAGCGACGACAGGGUAUUUCAGUGUGACGUUACAUUUAGAGCUGCCAUCGGUCAUUGUGUUUGUUUUGUAGGUCAUUCUGUGAGAACACGGACUGGUACAAUAUUUGAGAGGAGUCUCAACAAAUUUGCAAUAUUUCAGUGGCGUUUCACCCUUUGUAGAUGUAUUUGUAGAUUGUGGACUUAGUGCAUUCCUCAGACUGCAGACUCUUCAGAACGCUUUGAGGGAGUCUGUCAGGCUGCAGUUCUGAAUAGCAUUAUUACAAAAACUGAGCCUUGUGUUUUGUGAUGACAUCAUUCCAUCUGCUCAGUAUUAGUCUGCUUUGAAGCAAGGCCAUUUGGGUGAACAUCACGGAAACAUGUCCGGGUCACAUUUCACCCCGAAAGAA
This is a messenger RNA of Sinocyclocheilus anshuiensis, 1392 nucleotides long. It is a transcript of the gene stc2b, whose product is annotated as stanniocalcin 2b. Lineage: Eukaryota; Metazoa; Chordata; Actinopteri; Cypriniformes; Cyprinidae. Gene Ontology annotation, biological process: intracellular calcium ion homeostasis. The record is from RefSeq and is a predicted model, not a curated record. Gene Ontology annotation, molecular function: hormone activity. Gene Ontology annotation, cellular component: extracellular region. Bases 11 to 886 code for a protein of 291 amino acids. The transcript is spliced from 5 exons.